This is a messenger RNA of Protomyces lactucae-debilis, 1188 nucleotides long. Its product is annotated as putative sodium bile acid cotransporter. The record is from RefSeq and is a predicted model, not a curated record. The coding region runs from base 1 to 1188 and encodes 395 amino acids. Lineage: Eukaryota; Fungi; Ascomycota; Taphrinomycetes; Taphrinales; Protomycetaceae. The transcript has a single exon. Gene Ontology annotation, cellular component: plasma membrane.
AUGGAGGAAGGCAAGCAGAGUGCAGCAGAUGCACUGACAAGAACAGCAUCAGAAUCAACAUUGACCGUUCCUGCUCCAGUUCCCAAGAAACAAGUUCCACUUUGGCGAAGAAUAUGGGACGAUAGCUGGUUCCUAUGCGGCUUUGCGCUUGUUAUCGUUGUUGGCCAUCUGGCGCCGAAUGUAGCACGGAGAGGAGGUGUAUUGCGGACAGAGUACACCUUCAGCUAUGGAGCCCUCGCUCUCAUCUUCCUCAUCUCGGGCCUUACAAUGCCGACGGCGCUGCUCUUUGCAAAUCUCAAGCGGAUACGAUUGCAUGUGAUUACACAGAGCAUGAGCUUCCUCAUUGCGCCGGCCAUCGCGUUGGCCAUUGUUCAAUGUAUUCGUGCGUCAGGGACAACGCAAAUACCAACACUGGUCCUUGCCGGCUUCAUGAUUAUGAUUUGCACGCCCACAACGGUCGCGAGCAAUGUGACUUUUACGCGCGCGUCUGGGGGAGAUGACGCUGCUGCCCUCAUUGAGGUGACCAUCGGCAACCUCUUUGGCAUCUUCAUCUCCCCUGCGCUUGUGCAACUCUUCCUGCGCGAUUCUCUCGGGCUGGGCAUCGCAAAGCCCAAGGGCGAUGUGACACAGCUAUAUCUCGAGCUCAUCAAGCAUUUUGGGCUGGCCCUCUACCUGCCUCUUGUCGUUGGUCAAGUGAUCCAAAAUAUCUAUCCAGGACCUGUGAAGAAGGUGAGCAACGCUCUCAGACUUACAAAGUGGGCGAGCGUAUGCCUGCUGCUUCUCUGUUGGAUGUCCUUUUCAGAUGCAUUUUACCAUGGUGCCUUCAAGGCACUGCCAGCAGCCAGUCUCAUCACCAUCGUUUUUGUCAAUUUGGGCCUCUACCCAUUUCUGACACUCAUCUGCUUCUUGGCGUGCAGGCCGCCAUAUUUGAGAAAGUGGCAUCUCGAUAGGAGAGCAACAACGGCCGUUUGCUUCUGCGGUCCGCCAAAGAGCAUCACCGUUGGCAUUGUCCUGCUGCAGGUACAGUUUGCUGGCUUCUCGCCUAUCGAGCAAGCCAUCUUCACCAUCCCACUCAGCUUAUAUCAAGGUCAGCAAUUAGCCCUUGCGCAGGUCUUUGUUUUGGCCUUUCGUCGCUGGAAUAGAGGGGCAGACAAGGACAAGAAAGGGAGUCGAGUAACGUCUAUGUAA